AAGUUGACUCGAUCGAAUCACCCAUCACUUUCAAAGAUCCCUCUUUUACACUCACAUCAGAACUCAGAAGAAAUCAGUCAACAAAAUCUCUCAAAAGAGACAAUGGGUGCAUUUCUGAAGCUAAUCGACGUAAUCCUGUUCAUCGUCUUCCUCGUAAUCGCAAUUGGAGCUCCAUUUCUCGAUGCUCAAACCUGUCUUCCUUCUACUCUCUUCCCCGACAUCCUCAUAAAUCUCAAUACAUGGUACACCCACCAAUUUGGAGAUUACUUGGUCUCUGAAAAACCCCAUUUCUUCGUUGGCCUUAUUUGGCUCGAACUUCUCUUCGCGUGGCCCCUAGCACUUGCUUGUCUGUAUGGGAUCGUUGCUGGGAAAUCUUGGUUGCGCAUCACCUGUCUGUUGUAUGGCGUCUCCACUUUGACUUCUAUGGUUGCAAUAUUAUCAGAACUUGUUGGAUCAGGGAAAGCAUCAGAAAAGCUAUUGAAAAUGUACUUCCCCUUCAUGGGAUUUGCUGUUUUAGCCAUCUUGCGAGGUUUUCUACCACAUUCUCCAAAGACAAAUGCAAUAAGCACAAAAUCCGCAUCAGCCAGAAAAAAGAGAGCUUGAAUUGUUUAGUAAAAUUUUGAGUUAAUCUUUAAAGUCAGUGCUUAUGAUGUUGUUGUAACAAGGGAUUAAAAUUAUUAUUUUCACAUUGUUUUUGAUGAAUUGUGGAGC
Lactuca virosa is the source of this 711-nucleotide messenger RNA. Lineage: Eukaryota; Viridiplantae; Streptophyta; Magnoliopsida; Asterales; Asteraceae. The record is from the annotation of a GenBank genome assembly.